Molecule: messenger RNA, 480 nt
Organism: Moneuplotes crassus
Lineage: Eukaryota; Ciliophora; Spirotrichea; Euplotida; Euplotidae
Source: the annotation of a GenBank genome assembly
AUAAUAUAAAAGUUAAGAUGAACUCUAACCUUAUUAUGCACAGAAUCCUGAGAAGAUCAGGAGGUCUAUCUAAACUAGCAUUUACUGCUAGAGCUGGCCAUGACUAUCACUAUGCUCCUAAUGAGCCAAAGCCACAUGAUUAUGAGAAGCCUCCUCAUGAGGAUGAAAUCAUUAAAAUUCAUUAUCUGAAGCAUUAUCCAAUGUAUGAGUUCAAGAACUUCUCUGAUCCAGAGAUUGACUCUUACAGAUACUGGCUUAGAUACAGGUUCGAGAAUUAUGGAACAGAAACAUCUCCAGCUGAAACCCAUCCUUGGGAAAGCACCCCUAUCACAGCCAGUUUGACAUUCCUCCUCAUGCCUUUAUUUGUAAUAGUGUUUGGUUACACAAGUUUGAAGAAAACUAAUAGACUGAAGAACAAUAAGAGUGAAAUUGUCGGAAUCUUCUCACAGAAGCAAAUCUAAUUUCUAUAAUUUCAGUCCU